UCUCUACCUCUCGUACACACCCCAAACCUGGCUUGGAUUUGCAAGAAACCUGACUUUCUGCCGCUGCUGCUUCCUCCAGAACUACAUUUCCCAGCUAGGAGGCCACGCAGGGGGAGGCGGGCCUGAGAAGCCAGGGGCAGAGCACAGAGCGGCGGGAGAGCGGCCAGGGCUAAGGGCGGGGCCUCGGGUCGGCGUGAUGACAUAGGAGGAGGGGUCGGCUGCCAAGGGGCGGGCUGGACCCCGAGAGGCCGGAGGAGAGACUGGGCAGCUGGGCGUGGCCAAGUCAUCCAGAGGCGGGGCCCGAAGAAGGGCUCCGCUCUGUGCAGAGCCUGGCAGCUGCGCCUACCCAGGCGCGGUGGCCGCCCAAGUCCCGCUCUCAUCAAAGGGGAUCUGCGGGAAGCUCCCUUCACCCGCACUUCUGACGGGGCGUCCUUGCUGUCCACUACGCAGGCCAGGUUCAGAGGGGCGUGGCUGAGUGGUGCCCACCGCCCUCUGGUUCCUUAACCGCUGGGGACGGAUGUCCCAUAACCCCCAGGAGAAAAACCAGGCUUAUCCCCGCCGCCGCCCUGGUUUCCACGCAGAUCCUCAGCACACUGACGUGGCCGCCAUGUACACCUUCCUACCGGAUAACUUCACCCCUGCCAAGCCCAAGCCGUCCAAAGAGCUGAGGCCGCUGCUGUGCUCGGCGGCGCUGGGUUUGCUGCUGGUGCUGGCCGCCAUUGUGGCCUGGUGCUAUUACACCGCUUCCCUACGCAAGGCAGAACGCCUGCGCGCAGAGCUUCUGGACCUCAACCUCGGCGGCUUCUCCAUCCGCAACCAGAAGGGCGAGCAGGUGUUCCGCCUGGCCUUCCGAUCCGGGGCGCUGGACUUGGACUCGUGUGGCCGCAUCGGUGCUGUGCUUAGCUGCUCCCGCACCGCCGACGGGCGCCCCCUGCACUUCUUCAUCCAGACCGUGCGGCCCAAGGACACUGUCAUGUGCUACCGCGUGCGCUGGGAGGAAGAGGCAGCGACGCCAGGGCGGGCGGUGGAGCACGCCAUGUUCCUUGGCGACGCACCAGCGUACUGGUAUGGCGGCGCCGAGAUGAGGACACAACACUGGCCAAUUCGCCUGGAGGGCCAGCUGGAGCCGCAGCCUUUUGUCACCAGCGAUGUCUAUUCCUCUGACGCUGCGUUCGGUGGCAUCCUUGAGCGCUACUGGUUAUCCUCCCGCGCUGCUGCUAUCAAAGUCAACGACUCAGUGCCUUUCCACCUGGGAUGGAACAGCACCGAGCGGUCGCUGAGGCUGCAGGCUCGCUACCACGACACACCCUACAAACCACCCAUCGGUGGCCCCCAGGGGCCAGAGCUAAGCUACCGCGUGUGCGUGGGCUCAGACGUGACCUCCAUCCAUAAGUACAUGGUGCGGCGCUACUUCAACAAACCUUCCAGGGUGCCCGCACCCCAGGCCUUCCGAGACCCCAUUUGGUCCACGUGGGCGCUGUAUGGGCGUGCGGUGAACCAGGACAAGGUGCUGCAUUUUGCCCAGCAGAUCCGCCAGCACCGCUUCAACAGCAGCCACCUGGAAAUCGAUGACAUGUACACGCAAGCUUAUGGCGACUUCGACUUCGACGAGGCCAAGUUCCCCAAUGCCAGUGAUAUGUUCCACCGGCUGGGUGAAGCUGGCUUCCGCGUCACGCUCUGGGUGCACCCAUUCGUCAACUACAACUCAUCACGCUUCGGCGAGGGCGUGGAACGCGAGCUGUUCGUGCGCGAGCCCACGGGCCGGCUGCCCGCGCUGGUGCGUUGGUGGAACGGCAUUGGCGCUGUGCUGGACUUUACGCGCCCGGAGGCCCGGGACUGGUUCCAGGGACACCUGCGGCGGCUGCGUUCGCGCUACUCAGUGGCCUCCUUCAAGUUCGACGCGGGGGAGGUCAGCUACCUGCCGCGGGACUUCAGCACCUACAGGCCACUAUCGGACCCCAGCGUGUGGAGCCGGCGCUAUACCGAGAUGGCGCUGCCCUUCUACUCGCUGGCCGAGGUCCGCGUGGGCUACCAGUCGCAGAACAUCUCCUGCUUCUUCCGCCUCGUGGACCGCGACUCGGUGUGGGGUUAUGACUUGGGGUUACGCUCGCUCAUCCCCGCCGUACUCACCGUCAGCAUGCUGGGCUACCCGUUCAUCCUGCCGGACAUGGUGGGAGGCAACGCGGUGCCUGAGCGCACGGCGGGCGGCGGCACCGUGCCAGAGCGAGAGCUCUACGUGCGCUGGCUGGAGGUGGCCGCCUUCAUGCCGGCCAUGCAGCUCUCCAUCCCGCCCUGGCACUACGACGCCGAAGUGGUGGCCAUCGCGCACAAGUUCGCCGCGCUGAGGGCCUCGCUUGUGGCGCCGCUGCUGCUGGAGCUGGCGGGCGAGAUCACCGACACCGGCGACCCCAUCGUGCGCCCCCUUUGGUGGAUCGCUCCUGGUGACGAGACGGCUCACCGCAUCGACUCACAGUUUCUCAUUGGAGACACGCUGCUGGUGGCGCCGGUGCUGGAGCCCGGCAAGCAGGAACGCGAUGUCUACCUGCCCGCUGGCAAGUGGCGCAGUUACAAGGGCGAGCUUUUCGACAAGACGCCAGUGCUGCUCACCGAUUACCCGGUCGACCUGGACGAGAUAGCCUACUUCACCUGGGCGUCUUGACCCGGCCCAGAGCCCCAGAACCAACCCCCUCACACACACACACCACCAGCCUUAACUCCAGUUUCCUGCAGACCUUGGUCCCCUCCACACCCUUGCGGGGUGACUCUGGGGCGCCCCCACCCUCUGUACCACCCACUAAGGGGAUGCUUACUUGCAUUCCCGCCGCUGUAGGUGGGGCCUAGAGAGAGAGGGUGCUGGCCCAAUGUACAAGGCAAACAGCCCCCUACCCUGCACACUCACUCCGGUCUGCAGGAACUUCCUCCCUUGGGCUGGACACUAAGGAACUGACUAGAAGAAGGUCAGAUACGGUCACAUUUGAGCCAGUUUUUCCAGCGCGAAGAGAAACCUCUCUUCAUUGUGACCUUUGUAGCCACCUUAGUCCUUCUGAGGCAGGGACUUGAUCCUCUUGAAGGUUCCUCCCAAAAGUCAAGGCCAUGCUUAGAAAGUGUACGUUACUGGAAGCCAGGCUCUGAGUUUCCAGCACUGGCCUGGAGCAUGGCUGACCACGUCUUCUCUCCAGCUGGGGACGAAGGCUUAGAGGGAUUUGGCCAACUGACAAGGAGGUAGGAGGGUCCUUCCCAAAGAGUAGGAAGGCUAGGCUC
This is a messenger RNA of Ochotona princeps (American pika), 3261 nucleotides long. It is a transcript of the gene MYORG, whose product is annotated as myogenesis regulating glycosidase (putative). Gene Ontology annotation, molecular function: hydrolase activity, hydrolyzing O-glycosyl compounds. Gene Ontology annotation, biological process: carbohydrate metabolic process; skeletal muscle fiber development. The coding region runs from base 518 to 2659 and encodes 713 amino acids. NCBI's taxonomy places the organism in Eukaryota, Metazoa, Chordata, Mammalia, Lagomorpha, Ochotonidae. The transcript has 2 exons. The record is from RefSeq and is a predicted model, not a curated record.